Triplophysa rosa is the source of this 1454-nucleotide messenger RNA. RefSeq names its product polyunsaturated fatty acid lipoxygenase ALOX8-like. Bases 39 to 1454 code for a protein of 471 amino acids. The record is from RefSeq and is a predicted model, not a curated record. Gene Ontology annotation, biological process: lipid oxidation; linoleic acid metabolic process. Gene Ontology annotation, molecular function: oxidoreductase activity, acting on single donors with incorporation of molecular oxygen, incorporation of two atoms of oxygen; metal ion binding. The transcript is spliced from 12 exons. Lineage: Eukaryota; Metazoa; Chordata; Actinopteri; Cypriniformes; Nemacheilidae.
UUGGCACAUUUGUUGACGGCGUCCUUGGAUGUGUGGACAUGCCCAGUGUGGCAGCUCUAGGUCCCAACCUGACUCACAUUCGUCAAAGUCCAGGCAGCAAUGUGCACUAUCUAAAAGGUUUUACUGAAAGAGGAACAUCUUGGAAUAGUCUACAAGAACUUGAGACAUUCUUCCUGUUCAACGGAAGAGAGAACACAGUUGCGAAAUAUGUUCAGGCCCAUUGGAAAGAGGAUGCAUUCUUUGGGUAUCAAUGCCUCAAUGGCUCCAAUCCGCUGUGUGUCAAGCAGAUCCGCAGCCUGCCACCCAACUUCGCUGUCACUUCAAAGAUGGUCAGAUUUUUUUUGCCGGAGGGGUCUUCCCUGAAGCGUGAGAUGGAGAAAGGACGUGUUUAUCUUCUGGAUUAUGAGAUUCUGGAUCAGUUGCCUGACAAUACUGUCAAUGGCAAGCAGACGUACUUGACUGCUCCUUUAUGUCUGCUGCAUUACAACCAAAAUGAAGAACUAAAGCCAAUUGCCAUACAGCUUCAACAGUCUCCUGGUCCACAGAACCCUGUUUUCUUGCCUUCUGAUUCUGCAGCGGAUUGGUUGUUAGCAAAGAUAUGGGUGCAUAAUUCAGAUUUUUUAGUCCAUCAGCUGCUUUCCCACCUGUUGCGCACUCAUCUUGUAGGAGAGGUGUGUUGUACAGCCACGCUCAGACAUCUACCGGAGAUUCAUCCUCUGUACCAGCUCCUCAUGCCACAUAUACAAACUACCCUUCAGAUCAACAUUCAAGCUAGAGCAACCCUUCUGGCCAAAAAUGGUGUUUUUGACAAGUCUAUGUCUUGGAGUCUGGAGGCAGUAAAGCUGCUGCUUGCUCGAGGAACUCAGCGUCUGCGCUAUAGCUCGAUGUGUGUGCCAGAUGACCUGAGAUGCCGUGGACUGGAUACACUCCCCAUCUGCUAUUACGCACAAGAUGCUAUCAGGGUGUGGGAUGCUCUACAUAGGUUUGUUGAGGGCUGGAGUAGUUUGUAUUACUGUAAUGAUGAGGACGUCCAGCAGGACUGUGAGCUGCAGAACUGGAUUAGAGAGAUCUUCAUGGAGGGAUUCCUCGGUCUUAUUCACAUAGGAAUCCCACAGUCAUUUCAGACUACUGCUGAAAUGUGUAAAUUUGUCACCAUGGUGAUCUUCUCCUGCUCAGCGCUUCACUCAGCUGUCAACUUCUCUCAGAUGGAUUACAACCUUUGGAUACUGAAUAGUCCAGCAGCCAUGGUACGCCCUCCUCCUCAGACCAAAGGCCAAAUAUCAGUGGAUGAGCUUCUCUCCUUUCUUCCAGGAGUGAAUUCCUCUUGUCAUGUACUAAGUGUCUUGAGUCUGCUGUCACAUCGUGCCAUUGACUAUGUGCCCCUGUGCCACUAUAAGGAGUGGUACUUCCGCAGUGGCGCCACCCUCAGUACACCUCUCCUUCUGAUCGUAUAG